GAUUUCAAUGAAAGAGCUACAGAGGACAAAGGCCCUUCAGUAGAAGACAUCAAGUUCAUGGAAAUUAUGGAAAAUUCUGUAACACUGGACGAUGGUCAUUACAGUUUGAAGCUGCCCUUUAAAAGGAACAAUGUUUCUCUGCCCAACAACUUCUCGGUAGUAAAGCAAAGGUUGCUCGGGCUGAAAAGGAGGUUCCUUAAUAACAAAGAGUUUUAUGAGGAAUACAAAAUGAACCUCAACAGGGUGAUCAGUCUGGGCUACGCAGAGCAAGUUCCAGAUCAGCAGUUGGAUCACAAUAGUGGUAGGGUGUGGUAUCUCCCGCACCAUGGCGUAUGUCACCCCAAGAAGAGGAGUCUGCGGGUGGUGUUUGACUGUGGCGCAACCUUUAAGGGAACAUCUUUGAACCAGCAGCUCUUGCAAGGUCCUAAUUUGACCAGUACAUUGCUUGGUGUCCUGCUCAGGUUUAGGCUGGAACCUGUAGCAGUUAUGGGUGACAUACAGGCAAUGUUCCAUCAGGUCAGAGUUGCAAAGGAGGAUAGAGACUUCCUGCGCUUUGUAUGGUGGCCAGAGGGAGAUCUCAGCAAGGAGGUAGCUGAGUUUCGUAUGACUGUCCAUCUGUUCGGUGCUGUGUCCUCCCCGAGUUGUGCUAGCUUUGCUCUGAGAAAAACAGCAGCUGAUAAUCAAUCUGAAUUUCCAGCCGAAGUUCUUCAAACAGUAAAGGAGAACUUUUAUGUGGACGAUUGUUUGAAGAGCAUGCCCUCUGAUGAAGAAGCUGCCUUUAUGGUCAAAAAUUUAAUUACUCUCUGUCAGGCAGGAGGAUUCACUCUGAUGAAAUGGAUUAGUAACAGUCGCACCACCCUGCAGACUAUUCCAGAGGAAUACAGAGCUAAAGAUCUGACUGAACUGAAUCUGGAUAGAGACAAACUUCCUCUUGAGAGAGCUCUUGGCUUGCAAUGGUGCGUUGAGAGUGAUUCGUUCAAGUUCAAAAUGGAGAUCCAGCAGAGGCCAGUCACCAGGAGAGGAAUGUUGUCAGUGGCUAGUUCGGUGUACGAUCCUCUUGGCUUUGUUGCACCUGUGGUGUUGCCUGCCAAAAUCAUGCUACAAGAACUUUGCAGAAGAAAUUAUGGAUGGGAUGAGACUGUGCCACAAGACAUCUUGCAACGGUGGUUCAGGUGGUUGGAGGAAUUGGAUAUGCUGUCUGAGUUUAAGGUUGAUCGGUGUAUUAAGCCCAAGGGCUUUGGACAAUCAAGACAUGCUCAGCUGCAUCACUUUGCAGAUGCCAGUGAAACAGGAUAUGGUGCAGUCACAUAUCUCAGGAUGAUGAAUGAAGGAAAUGAUAUUCAUGUUGCAUUCCUGAUGGGCAAGGCCAGGGUUACACCUUUAAAGACUGUUACUAUUCCUCGCCUGGAGCUGACUGCUGCUGUGCUUGCCAUUCGUGUUGAUCUGCUGUUGAAGGCUGAGCUGAGAUUCCAGUUGCAGCAGUCCAUUUUUUGGACCGACAGUACGUCUGUAUUGAAGUAUAUAAAAAACGAGGAUAAACGUUUUCAUACAUUUGUGGCCAACAGGGUUUCGACUAUAAGAGGAGCCACUAAAACUUCACAAUGGCGAUACAUCAGUUCCAAGGAAAAUCCAGCGGAUGAGGCAUCCAGAGGAGUGAGGGCUGGAGACUUUAUUCAUGGCCGUAGGUGGAUAGAGGGUCCAAGUUUUUUGCGUAAACCAGAAGCUAACUGGACAACAAAUGUGGUAGAAACUAUCAUGGAACCAGAUGAUCAGGAGGUCAAGAAGGAAGUCACAGUGAAUGUUGUGGCUGUGGAUGGCCUACCUGAUGCCACAAACCGGUUACUGACUUACUUCUCAAGUUGGAGUAAGCUCAAGGUGGCAGUAGCCUGGUUACUUAAAUGGAAAACCAUCCUGUUGGAAAAAUGCCGCAGGAGGAGGGAGGAGAAAUCUGCUGUCGCUGGUAAGCAGACUACAGACAAUAAUGUGCCACGGAGGAGGCAAGGGUUAAAGGACAAGCCUGGAGGGCAAAAUUUGUCCAUAGAUGACCUUAUGGGAGCUGAGCUGGCUAUCAUUCGAUACUGUCAGCAACAGAGAUUUGGAGAGGAAAUCGCCAUGUUGUCAGCUGGGAAAUCUACAGUGAGCAGGCGUAGUACAAUCCAUAGGUUGGAUCCGCGCUUGGAUGAUGGGCUUCUCAGAGUUGGAGGGCGGCUGACUAAAGGUUCUUUGCCAGAGUCGAUUAAACAUCCAAUAAUCCUCGCCAAGGAUCAAAAUGUGGCCACUCUCAUCCUCAAGCACAUUCAUCAGCAGCAGGGCCAUAGUGGGCGGAAUCACACGCUAUCAACACUACGGAAGAAGUAUUGGGUCACUAGCGCCAACUCCGCUCUAAGAAAGGUCAUUGCAGAAUGUGUCUGUUGCAAGAAAUAUAAUGGAAAGAUGCAGGAGCAAAAAAUGGCAGAUUUGCCAGAGGAAAGGAUUCUUCCUGACAAACCACCAUUUACUAACGUUGGCAUUGAUUAUUUUGGCCCAAUUACAGUGAGGAAAGGACGUGGUACAGACAAGCGCUAUGGCGUGAUACUAACCUGCUUGGCAAGCAGAGCAAUCCAUCUCGAAGUGGCUGACUCUUUGAACACUGAUGCAUGUAUCAAUGCUCUGCGACGUUUCAUCUGUAGAAGAGGUCAAGUUUCUCAUAUUAUAUCUGAUAAUGGAACCAACUUUAUAGGAGCAGAGCGAGAACUAAGAGAGGCUCUCACAGCUUUGGAUCAUGGAAAAAUUCAGAGAGUUCUACGGCAAAGGGGGGUUAAGUGGAGCUUUAAUCCUCCAGCAGGUUCACAUCAUGGUGGAGUUUGGGAGCGUGUUAUCCGCAUGGUGAGAAGGAUUUUAAGUUCAGUUCUUCAACAGCAGACCCUGAACGAUGAUGGGCUUCAUACAGUUAUGUGUGAAGCUGAAGCCAUCCUAAAUGAUCGGCCUAUCACCAAACUCUCAGAUGAUCCAAAUGAUUUGGAGCCACUUACUCCCAACCACAUUCUUCUGAUGAAAGGAAAUCCAUCAUUGCCGCCAGGAUUCCAGCCGGCGACCCAGAAUGGACCGCCCAGCACCAAGAGACUCAAGCCCAACCAGCCCAGAGCGGUACCCUCUCAACACGCCACUGGUAAGCACAAGUCUGAGCACAGAUCAGAUAACAACAGUGCAGCCACGUCACAGACGGCAGAAAUCCUGAAGGUGCUGAAAGCGUUUCUGCACGAGACAUCACAAGGAGACAAGUCAGACACCCUAUGUCUCAGCGCAAGACCCAAGCCAGACACCCAGAACACUGCUCGUCAGCAUCAGACCACAGAGCUCACUGUCGCAUCACAAAGCGACAACACCAAGCAGCCGCUACAACUGACAGCUGCACAACCUGAGCAUGACAGUCCGCCUGCCGUCGGACACAUCAGGCAGCACACCAAGAACAUGCUGCUCAACGGCCCUACAACUCAGUUUCAUGCACCUCGUGACAUCACUUCGCCACGGCUUGUGCUGCCACGGUGCAGAAAGGGGGAUAUGCCAGUGUAUGCCCAGUCACGCACCAUGAUGCUGCUGUGGUCGUCUUCCUGUGCCUCCAGCCAACCAGAAGGACAGCUUACUGUCGACCGCCUCACCGCCGGAUCCGACAUCAGACAGCAUAUGGUCGACUGCCACGCAAGCAGAGCUAAAUGGACUCCCACGCCGCUGCUGUCAACCAUCAAGAAAUUGAAAGGAACUGUGAUAAUCCGCAACGCACACAGCAUUCUACUGAACCAGACAAGUGAGCUCCAGCGAGACAACUGUUCACUGUCUGCCAGAAAGACUUUGCUAAAAUUCACCAAGCAGCCUUGGCUCCAAGACCCGAGCUACCCUGCUGCAACCGAGCCUGAGUCAAGUCCCAGCCAGGACGAAACCCACGAUUUCACCCUGAUUCCAGAACUGGAAUUAUGA
Messenger RNA from Pimephales promelas (fathead minnow), 3954 nucleotides. NCBI's taxonomy places the organism in Eukaryota, Metazoa, Chordata, Actinopteri, Cypriniformes, Leuciscidae. The record is from RefSeq and is a predicted model, not a curated record.